AUGAUUACUUCACUAAUAUCGAUAAUUUUUUCCAGUUUAAAUUUAUAUUUCCCAUUAUUACUAACGGUAAAACUGAUAUCAUUGAAUAAUUCUAGUAUAACAAGUGAGAAUUGUAUAUUUUUAUUAAAUUAUUGGAUUUGUUUUAUAUUAGUGAAUUAUAUAACAAGUUACCUUGGAUAUCAAAUAAUUUUUGAAGCGUUUAAAGUUUGGUUAUUUUAUUAUCACGGAUGCUUGAUUAUCAAUUACUAUUACUUUAAGAAUUGCCUUCAAGUGAUAACAAACGAUUCAUUAUCAUCAUUUAGGUUAUUUGAAACGAAAUACUUAAAUCCAUUGAUAAAUCAGUUUUUCAUCAAUAAUAUUUUAUUACAAAAUUUUUUAAAAAUUUUUAACUAUAUACCAGUUUUACAAUCAGUCAGUGAUUUUAAUAGAGAAUUGAAAUUGAAACAAAAUAAAGACUCUUUUUUACAAGUAUCGAUUAAUUAUUUAUGUUAUAUUGACAAUAUGAAGGUAUUAAAUUCAAAUUUUGAAAAAAAAAUGAAUGGGUUUUUAAAAUAUUUCAUCUUACCUCCCAAAGAAGUAAAAGAAGAAGAAGAUCCAAUAGUAAUUGAUGAAAAUAUUCAAAAUAAUUUACGUAAAAUAGCUAAACUGGAAAAUAAAAGGGAUGGUUUUAGUUCAAAGGAAAGAUAUAUAUCCCAAACUUAUAAUCUUGAUACCAAUAAAAUGAUUAAACCAACCAAAAUGGUUUCUCAAGAUGAUUAUAACCAAUUAUUGAAAGAUCAAGAAGAAAGGAUAAGAAAAUAUGAAUAUACCAUAUAUCAAUUGAAAAAACAACAAUUCUAUGGCUCCAACAGAUCAUUGAGUCCCUCAUUAAAAUCGGUUUCUUCAAGACCAAGAUCACCAAGUCCUUCUACAAGUCUUCAAUUGCCCAAACAAAGAUCACCAAGUCCAUCACCAAGUAGCCAUUUCCCCAGACAAAGAUCUGUUAGUCCAAAUAUGAAUCUACCAAGAUCAGUGAGUCCUUCAAAUAUGAGGUCCCGUAGAUCGGCAAGCAUGUCUCUCUCAAAUAAAUCUUCAAUGAAUUCAAUCGAUGAAAAUUUGCCAAUUUUAUAUAAAACAAAAGAAUUACCACCAAUGCCCGAUUUAAUUAAUAUGGAAAAUGAUCAAUUACCUGGACCUUCAAUUGAGUAUCAUGUGGUGAGUUCAUCACCUUCUAGAACAAGUAGCAUUAAAACUAGAUCUAGGUCUAGAGCAUUUAGUACUUAA
Molecule: messenger RNA, 1263 nt
Organism: Hyphopichia burtonii NRRL Y-1933
Lineage: Eukaryota; Fungi; Ascomycota; Pichiomycetes; Serinales; Debaryomycetaceae
Exons: 1
Coding region: 1-1263 (420 amino acids)
Source: RefSeq, a predicted model, not a curated record